Molecule: messenger RNA, 1028 nt
Organism: Didymodactylos carnosus
Lineage: Eukaryota; Metazoa; Rotifera; Eurotatoria; Philodinida; Philodinidae
Source: the annotation of a GenBank genome assembly
CAUUUCCAGUAUGUGAUCCAAGGACUGGUGAGGAAAUUUGUCAAGUUGAAGAAUCAACAAAAGCCGAUGUUGAUAAAGCUGUUAAAGCUGCUCGUAAUGCAUUUCGUAAUGAUUCUGAGUGGAGAAAAAUGGAGGCAGUCGUACGCUUGUGGCAAGUUUCGAACAUGAGUGUAUUAAGGGGUGUUCAUGACUUUCUUGAAUUAUUAGGAAACACAAUUAUUUUAAAACCAGCCGAAGAGACUCCAUUAAUGGCUUUGUAUUGUGCAAGUUUACUGGAUGAAGUUGGUAGAAGAGUUCAAGAAUUAGCUAUAAAAUCAAAUUUUAAACGUUUGUCAUUAGAAUUAUUUGAAAAAUGUCCAUUAAUUAUUUGUGAAGAUGCUGAUCUUGACUCUGCUGUAGCAUUAACCUAUCGUGCAAUAUUCGCAGAUUCUGCUCAAAGUUGUUUUGCUGGAUCAAGAAUAUUUGUUCAUGAAAAAAUCUAUGAUCGAUUCGUUAUUAAAUGUGUUGAAUUAGUUACUCAAUGCGUGGUGGGUGAUCCGUUUGAUCCAGAAACUGCACAAGGGCCUCAAAUUAACGACGAAAAGCUUAAAAAAAUUAUACAAUUUAUCGAAUCUGGUAAAAAACAAGGAGCAAAACUGGAGUGCGGUGGAGAACGUUUCGGAACAAACGGCUUUUUUGUUCAACCGACGAUAUUUAGUAAUGUGACUGACGAUAUGGACAUAGCCAGUGAUGAGAUGAUAGGACCGAUAAUGAGUGUAUUGAAAUAUCAUGAUUACGAUGAGGUAAUUACACGAGCGAACAAUACAAAAUGGGGUUUGGCUGCUGGUAUGAUAACGAAAGAGAAGACGCAAGCAAAUUAUCUUGUUUCAUCUUUACAAGCCCGUACUGUUUGGAUUAAUGAGUAUGAUGCAGCUAUUAAUCUGUUACCAUUCGGAAGAUACAGUCACGCCGGUGGCAAGAAAGAUUUUGGUGGCUAUGACUUCAAUGAAUACUACGAACUAAAAAGGGUCGCUACAAAUCUAUCGUGA